This is a messenger RNA of Paramuricea clavata, 9149 nucleotides long. NCBI's taxonomy places the organism in Eukaryota, Metazoa, Cnidaria, Anthozoa, Malacalcyonacea, Plexauridae. The record is from the annotation of a GenBank genome assembly.
AUGCGUUCAACGGAUGGCGUUCUGAAAAGAAUGCGUGCCGAUGACAAUGAGAUCAAUGAUGAGAUUGAAGCCGCCAUUAUCGUCGCUAGAAACCUUGGCAUAGAGCCAAUGGCCGACUUUUCCAGACUGCACCGACUCAGAAGACGGUCACGCCGUUUAAACGACAAUCCUUCAACAGCUACACCAUUGCUUAAUGAUAUAACGGCCUUUUACAGAUGCGAAUUUUUCAAGUUUAUAGACUCUCUUAUAUCAACGUUAGGAGAGAAAUCUCAGUCCCUCACGAAUGUAUUUCAACCAUUCCUGAAAGUCAUUGAUCCAGACACGCCUGGUAGCUUGGACGAUGCGAGAGCAUUGGUGGCUGCAUUACCUUCGGUAUUUUCGCAAGACACCUUCGCCACUUUGCACAACGAAUUCAAAGUCUUUGAACAUCUCCAUCAAAGAGUCCAAGGGGAAUUCCAUACAGAUGACAAGCAACCAUGUCGAAUCACAAGAGCCGCCAACAUCGCCUUAUCGUUAGCUAGCAAGCACGGUUUAUUCAAACUCGUUUCAAGAGUUUACCAGCUUUUCCUCACAGCUGCGCCGUCUGUUUGUAAAAAUGAGAGAUCUUUCAGCGCAUUGAGAAGAAUCAAAAACCACCUUCGCAGCACCAUGGGUACGACACGACUAAAUGAUUGCAUGUUGCUUGCAGUAGAACGAAAUUUAACACAUGACAUUGAUUUGAAGAAGUUAGCGGUGAAGUGGUCCCUACUAAAAGACAGAAGGGAGAAACUAUAAAUUUAAUAAACUGAGUAUAUUUAUCAUUUAUAGACCCUCCGCUCGUGGGAUUCGGCGAAAUAUUACCCGAAGUGAUGAUAUAAAUAUCAUUACUGAGGGUAAUAUUUCGCCGAAUCCCCCGAGCGGAGGGUCUAUAAAUGAUAUAUUAUUCCGAAAAUUAAAAUCCUCCAAGUUGAGAAUUAAAAACUUGACACAUGCCUUCGUGAAUACGAUGUUUUAUUUUCGGAUUAACGCAAGUAUCGUCCCUUUUCUUUCGAAUCGCAUAUCGUUUGGAAUAUUAAUGACAACAUUUUUCAAAAUUUGCUUCAAAAUUUUGAAAAAGCCCCAGGUUUUACGUUUAAAAUUUGAUUAUUCAUCACUCAUUAAUACUAUUUAUAUUUUGUCGGCCAUGUUGUUGUUAUGCGUGGCGUGUUGUCUCGCGUGUCUACGCGAAUAAUGUUCCACCCCAUGUUCCCCGGGGAACAUGGGGUGGAACAUUGUCAAAAAGAACGCAGGCUCGCUAAUUGAUGACGUACGGCGUGAUAUCGCGAUUAAUUUCAUGCUCACUUGGCACAAACUAAACUUCCUGAUUAGACAAUUUGAAUUUGAGGUAUAAUAUUAGUAUAUAAACUAUUAUUAACAUUUAAAUUUGUCGAGUUUUGUUACGCGAGGGACACGCGUGUCCAAACUUUAAGUGACUCGGGAACACUCGGAAACAUAUUAUCAAACACGUUGUCAAGGCGUUGGUAAAAUCAUGUUUAUGCUAGCUUUAUUUCAAUAUUUGUCGGGAAAUAUUUUCAGGUAAAAUGUGAUAUGGUAAAAAAAUCAGGUAGAUCAACCUGUUUCACCCCCAAUAAACAGUGUUCGGGACGGCCCUGACUACUGUAACCCUUGUUUCAAUGCUGCACCAAUGGCUACAAGCUGCUGAUCAAACUGGUAACUUGGUUCGCAUGGUACUGUUUGAUUUCCGAAAAGCAUUUAAAAAGCAUUUGAUCAUAAUCAACUGGUUCUUAAAUUGAAAUCCCUCGAAAGCUAAUUGGAUUAUCGAUUUCCUAAUUAAUCGGAAGCAAAGGGUUAAAUUAAACAAUGGUUGUUUCUCCGACUGGAGUAACGUUCUCUCAGGGGGUACCACAAGGAACAAAGCUUGGCCCGUGGCUGUACAUUUUAAUGAUCAACGACUUAACUGCACCAACAACAACAUCUUGUUGUUGUUGUUGGUGUAGUUAAGUGUUGAUCAAAGUCUGUGGAAAUAUGUGGACGACACAACCUUGUCUGAAACAAUUUCUAAAAAAGAUCAAAGUCGUAUCCAGGAAUCAGUUGACGCAGUACAAGCGUGGGCAAUUUCGAAUAUGGCUGAAUUAUCCCUACCGCAGUACCUGAGUUCAGAUAUCGAAAGGAUCCAAAGACGGUGUUUAAGAAGGAUAUUUGCUGAAAGCUCUUUAUGAAGAGGCGCUCGAAUUAGCCAAUCUAGAAACCUUACGAAACAGAAGAGAAGCAGCAUGUAAAAAACAUUUCCUUCAAGCACACUUGGAUACCAAGCAUAAACUACAUCAAAUGAUCCCAGAAGAAAACGGGUGUACAUAUCCCUUAAGGAAAUGUCAUAAAUUUCUAGUCCCUAAGUUUCGAAAAGAACGUUUUAAAAACUCCUUCAUUAUAUCUAAUAGUAUAAGUGUAUAAAUUCUUAACUUUAUUUCGUGUCAAUUAUAGCCUAUAGUUUUUAUUGUAAAUAUAGUUAUUUCUUUGCAUGAAAUAAUUCAAUUGUAAAUACUCGUAAGCAAUUCAGUUAUACAACUGUAAUUUACCAACUAUGUAUCAACACGGAAAAUAUUUAUAUUUGUUAAAUAUCAUAUAUCAUAUAGUUAUUAAACUAAACCUUGUAUAUUUUAAAUCUUGACAAUUGUUCAGAAUCGUUCUCUUUCUAGGACCCUGAUGGAAAAAUAAUAAAGAAGUACAACUUAUCUCAGUAAGUGCCAGGUUACGUCAGCCUAUACGUGGCUGCGUAUACAUAAUACAUUCAUCAUCUUUGCAGAUAGCACGGUUAAUUCCAAAGCAUACAAUAUACUGUAUAGUUUGUUUCAGUGUAAUACGAAACGUGUACGUAUGGAAAGUUUUGUCUUGUAAGUGGUUAUUUUGAAUCAAUGUUAACUAACUAAAGCUUGGAAUGAACUUUUAUUGAAUAUUCUUCUCACUUCCGAGUUUCGAAAACAGAAAAAGACACCACAAUUAAAAGCAGGACAUUUUGAAAGAAAAACUUACCGUGUAUGAAUCUGGGAGAAAUACAAUUGUAAUACAAAAUGAUUUCAAAAAUGUAUCACAAGGCUUGUUUCAAUAGCUUUUUGCCGAACUUAAUACAAAACAGACGAAGUUUGAAUCAUAUAUUUUUGACGUUUUUGGUUAUGCAUGAAUAAUAUGAUCGUGAUUAAUGAUAAUUUUUAAACUUUUUUAUAGUUUUCGCAACUUAUUUCUUGCUGGAGAACAUUGUGACAAUGACACUUUGAAAUGGGCAAGUAAUGUCAUGAAGUGUCCCGUGUUGGAUCACUGGUGGCAGACAGGUUAGUACAGAGUUUUAUCAGUAUAUGAAAUAGUAUGGUUUCGAGUGCAGUUUGAAAAAAAAAAUACAUGCACGAUUGCGCACUGGUGAGUUUAUCAAAGAAGAAACCAUUCAAACCAUACCAUUACUUUUCAACGAUAUACAUGAAAAAUCAUGCAGAAGCAAAUUCAUAGUCACUUGCAUGCAUAAAACACGUGCGAAAUAAGUAAUUUAUUCACCACACUGGAAUAUUUUUUUCAAAAUUCUUACUAUGGAUAUAGUAUGGAUCUUAGUUAAAAAUAGUAUGGAAAUCCAAUUUUCAUACUGCAAUUUUCAUACUAUGAAAUAGUAUGGAUAUACUGUGGAUUUAGUUAUGCAUUCACAAGUUCCAUUGUAUGAAUUUCAGUAUUUUUUCCAAUGCCAUUUGAGUAACACAACGACUUUAAACAAGUUUAUAAACUUGUUUAAAGUCGUUGUUGUAUACAACCACAUAUUAGUUUUUAGUACUGAUACUGAUUUACUUUGAAUUCACUGUAUUAAGAUAAAAUUGUACUACUCUUAGCCAAUCAGAAUCGAGUAAAUUUUUUAUGUAUAUUAAUCGAAAUCGUCCGAUUAAUCGAAAAUCAUAGAUAAUACUGUAUGCACCUAUGAUAAGAUUCAACAAUUUGUAUGCCAUUUCAGUUAGAUUAUGCAUUUCGAUAAUAUUAAGUAUACAAAAUAUUCCUUGUUGCCGCACACUAAAUAUAUUCAUGAUUAUGUUUAUACAUCAAGGCCUUUAUGUAUAUUUAUUCGCUUUUUAUUGUUUUUAGCCAGUUUAUAUAGCAGUUGUUCAGAUUAGACAGACGUAGAAAAUGUGUAGAUGUGACAGCUUAAUAUCUAUUGACUCGUAACAGGUACUAAUUUAGCGUACUUUUUAAAAUUUUGUUUGUUUCAAAUUAUCACGUUUAAAAAUUCCAUCAUUUUCUUUGAUGUUUCACCAUGAACAUUUUCCUAGAUCUAUCUAUUAUAAUCUGUAUUGAGUACUGUAAAAGGUUUCAUUUUGUGAAUCAAAAUGUUUCUCUCAUUCUUACCAAUUCGUCAGACAUGCAAAGGAAUUUAGUACUUAAUUGGAAUAUAAUAUAUAAAUAAGUAUGCUAAUAUGAUUUGUCAAUUGAAAUUCCUUUCAGUUUCGUAAUAUUGUUGAGGUAAUUGUUUAAACGAGCUGCUAUAUUAUAUUAAAGUUAUAUUCAAAUAUCGUAUGCAAGUGUAAUAAUUACAACGCAGCCGUACUGUAUAAAUUUUCUCUUUUGAGUCCUAUCGACUCCUAUAAAUAUUUAAUGUCUGACCAAAAGAUAGGUUGGCCUGACAUAUUAAUUGUCAGAGCUGGUGUUCAGAAUUAUAUUGAACGCAGCCGAGGAUAAUUAUGGUUUAUCUCUUUUAAGUUGUGCUUUCUGUAUCCUCUGUUUAUGGAAUGGAAGUAAUAUAUAUUCUCAUACGGAAAAUUGCCCAAAAUGAUGGGUAAGGCCUUGUCGCAUGGUGUGAGAAAGGCUAAUUACAGUUGCAUGCUGUUCCAUAUGAACGCUAUAUAUAACUGAGCUGUUAUUAAGAAAAAAUCGUGAGAAUUAAGACGUCAAUUAAUUGACACAAAUUGGUUUAAAUCUCCUUUACCCAAAGCCUUAGUGUCGUUUAUUCAAAACAUUAUUAUAUUUCAUUAUUUUAUUUUUAGAAACUGGUUGGCCAAUUACAGCUCAUUCGGUAGGACUUGGAGACGUGGCUACCGAACACUUGCAAACCACCGGAAGACCGGUUCCUGGUUACAAUGGUAUUUCUUGAAACUUUUUCCAUUUUGACUUUAUGUUACCACUUUAUCUGAAAACGAGGACUAUAGUUAGUACAUCUGCUCUGCAUUAAUGAAGCCAAUGAUGGCAAUAUUUGCAUGUGUGACAACCGCAAAUGUGUAUGGUGGUGUUGAAACGAGAAGACGUUCUUACAAUUUCUGCAUGGUUAUUAGUGGAGAAGGAUCGAAGCAGAUUAACAUGGCCUUUUAUACACACGUAAAAAUCUAACAACUUGUCAACAAGAUGUGUUCGCAACAGGGUUGUAGCAGACUUGUCAACAAGUUGUAAAAAUGUUGUUAGUUUGUCAAAUUGUUAAAGGUUGUCACUCACAACUUGUUAACAAGUUGUUGAAUUGCAGUUGGAAUUGCAAUUUGUUGGAACAAAUCUGUUGAGUACAACAACCUUGUCGUAAGUUGUCAACAAGUCGUUGACAACUUGUCAACAAGCUGGGAACAAGCAGUGCGACCACAUCUUGUUGACAAGUUGUUGGAACAGCAUUGCUACAAGUCUGCUGCAUAUUUGUUACAAGUUGUGCGUUUUUACGUAUGUAGGUGACACCAAUAUAGCCUUCUGGAUCUCAUUGUCCAUAGAUUUGAGACUUUCUAAAAUUCAUUCAAAGAGGUGUGGAAUCUAUAGGUCAAUGUUUUUCAAAAAAUUGUUGCAAAACUAAAAAUUAGUUAAUUGAUUUCAAAAGAACCCGCUCUCCAGACGUCGUUUUGAGAUGAGUGAUCCUAUAACAUACCAUAGUCUCACGUUUUUAUUCUGCAUGUUAAUAUCCAGAAGCAGUAUUCGUUGAAAUACUUUUUCAAAUAUCAAGAUUUUUGUGACAUCUCACUCGAAUGAAUAAUACUUGAUGGGUAUAUUGUGGAUGGAAAUUGUCUAGUGGAAAUUUAUAUACAUUUAUUACACCUAACUAGGAACAGAAGCGAAAAAUGUAACUUUAAGUCCCUGGCAGGAAUUGAACCUGCGCCCCUGCGAUUCGGGUGUGGCUUUCUAACCAACUACAGAGGUUAGUUGUCGAACUUUAACCACAAGUUCAUGUAUAUAUACUAGGGUACUGCCAUGUAUAGGUUAUGGGUAAAUAUCAAAAUUUUUGUGGCAUCUCACUGGACAAUUUCCAUUCGACAAUUUACAUCUACAAUACCCAUCAAAUAUUUUUAUAUUAAAGACGAAAAAAAGAAGAGCAAGUUUUCCUUGACGAGUUUACUUGUUCGUGUGCAUGACAAAUGUGAUUUUAACAAUUUCAUUAUAAUUUUUGUUCAAAGCUGCUUCCAACAAAAUUAAAAGCAGAUGAAACUCUCUGCGAUAUUACACUUCAAAAGCGAAUCUUAAUGGCAAUGACCGCUCCAAGACGUCUGCGCAUUGAUGUACUGCGCAACUUGUCGACUUUUCCUUGACGGCCGUACACAUAACAUUUUUGAAAAGUUCGCACGACACCUUGUCUAGGAAACACAAGCCGUACACACAAACCUUUUUGACGGCCGUACACACAACCUUUUUGAAAAUUUCGCACGACGUCUUGUCUAGGAAACACAAGCCGUACACACAAACCUUUUUGACGGCCGUACACACAACCUUUUUGAAAAGUUCGCACGACACCUUGUCUAGGAAAGCUUGCUCGUAGCCUAGUAGGCUACUCGUAAGUUGUUGAGUUUAAGCUUGAGUUUUUGUAAUUGAGUAAAUGAUGAUGUAUAUUUUUGAAAUGGAAUUUUCUAGUUCGUGUCAUCAAACCAGAUUUGACAUCUUGCAAAAAAGGAGAAAUUGUCAUUCGGUAAAGGAAUAUGUAUUGUGUAUCAGAAAGUUGAGAUGGAUUGGGAUUCAACUGCCUGAAAAAUACAGAUAAAACGUCUACGUUUAGAGCGAAAGCCCUUCGUGGGGAAGUUAGUGACGAAGGGCCUUCGCUCGAAACGUCGAAGUUUUACUUCGAAGAAUUCCUAUCCAUCUCUAUUUCCUGGUGUUUUUGGUGCUACUGUAUCGACGCUGGUACAGAUGGUUUGAGUUUAUAUGUAUAAUUGUCUAUAUCAUGAUUUUAACAUAAUGCAGCGUUCGUUUUUCGUCCUUCGUGUAUGGUUGAUUCAAACACUUUUAAAAAUAUUUUACACUUUAGCAUAUUAUCCUGCACUGACGCACCUAGGAUUAAUUUGGGGGACCUUUUCGAGCUGGGAUCCGUGGAAACCUCCCCCCGCCUCCCGUCCUGUUGGCGGCCUUGCCCAGAGUAAAAUGUUUUAAUAUCUUUAAUAUCUUAUAUUUAGGCUUCCAUUACCACCUGGAGUUGCAUCUACUCUUUGGAAAAAUGACAAGAGGUUUCUUGAAAGUUAUUUUGAAAAAUAUCCGGUAAUAAACCGAUUUUUGCAUUGUCUACAUGUUUUUUCUACGUUGACAAUUGCGAAUGGUGAAUUUCUCAUUCAUUUUAAUUAUAAUUUAGCCCUUGCAUCUAACGUCACAACACACACGGCUGGUAGUGCCGGAACUAUAAAAUGGGCCUUUUGGAUGUAACAAACAUUCCAUCAAGGCAUCGCAGGCUCAGGGUACAGUCUGACAGUGACCUAUGUUCAGUUUCAAAACGACAGCCAUUCAUUGAGUGGGCAGAAUACCAAAACUUUGAACUGGUAUGGGGUCCGUGCUGAUAUUGUGCCUAUUUUGUGCGUAUAUUAUGUCGCCGACCAUAUUCUAUUUGCUUUAUUUUGCUCACAUGAUGAUAUUGGAUACCUAGAAAAUUCUAGGAUAUGAGCAUAAUUCACUUCAUUUGAAGAAAUGAUUUAUGAGUACGAGAUGUCAUUUCAAAAGCUUGGAGUGCACAGUGUGUGAACUCCUUACAGCUCACUCCAGGACAGAGGAUUACAACAAGCAAACGAUUGAUUUUAGUAAAGUAAAUAGUAUUAUAUAAUAACAGUGAAACACGCGAUUUGAUUGGUCAACAGCUGUGCAGCAUCAGACAAUCCUGCACGGGAAAUUCUGAACAGAAAUUCUUGCACAUAAUUUUACAAAUAUACUCGCAUUGUAAAGUUUCAUUGUACGGUACCUUUCGACUUUGAAGUACGUUUGCAAUUAUUGAGACGUUGGUUUAGUUGUAUGAAUAAAUUUCUGAUCGAUACAUUGCUAUUCAGCAAGUAGCAACGCGUAGCGUUGAAAUUCAUCUGACCAUGGCAUGCAAGUAUAACAUCUCUCGCUUCAAAGUUGAUCAAACGGUUCGCAAUCUUCACAUAUUCAGGUCGAAAAUCUUUAAAACUACUUUGGCUCUCUGUUUAGCAGGUUUUCCAUUUUAAAAUUCGUAUAUUUUAUCGAAAAAGUCCCUGUAUUUUCGCUGUAUAUUUUCGCGAAUUUGCGAUCAAAUUCUGUUUUCACAUAUGUUGUUGUUUUCACUAGCGUGGAGUAGCGAUUCUCCGAUUGGUUAAUUCACGAUUGUUGUGAGAACUGCACAUUUCAUCAGUAAUUUUAAUCAAGUUAACCGUCGUUUCACUGUAGUAAUUUUAUAAAACAAUUACCAAAUGGUUUUCACGUGCAGGAUAGCAUGAUCCAUGCACUUGGGAUGUUGCUCGACUUUCGGAAAGCGUAAAAAUACACUCGCCUACGGCUCGUGUAUUUUUACGCUUUCCGAAAGUUUCGCAACAUCCCGCGUGCAUGAAUCACGCAAUCCUGCACGGAAAACCAUUCGGUAUUCCUUUAAUAUUUUAAAACAAUGGUAUAUGUGUUUUUGCUUAACUAGAUUUGCUCCUUCGCUUGUUGUCCCCUACUUUCGCCGUGCUAUUUGCCACCCAAGAAAUGGCGGAUCAGGCCUGGCGUAAGAAAGCCUUUUUAAAGAAAACAUUCAAAUGAAACAAUGUAGAUUAAACUACAGGAACUCACCGAAGCUAGAAUGAAAGGAUGCAUAAUUAUCCAUUCCAAAAUUGCAAUAAUAAGAAUUUUUUGUUGUCAGGGCCAUUAUGACUCAAUGGAUGAAGGUAUUAUAGAUUUCAGUGGUUGUGUAUCGAUAAUGACGAGAGCUGAUGACGUCAUCAAUGUAGCAGGUCAUCGUUUGUCGACUAAAGCUAUUGAAGAGGUAUAAUUUA